GUCAGGAGUUUAGAGCCAAGACGGUGCAAGAACUAAUGAAGAAACAUGACGUAAUAUAUUCACCCACACAAAAUGAGACAAAAGUGCGUACAUCCGGAAGGGCCAUUCAAACAAUAAAAACGAGAAUAAUGAACUACCUGAACUACAAGGACAAUUACACGUAUUUACCAAUUCUUGAUAACAUCGUGGAAAGUUAUAAUCAAACAUUUCACCGAACAAUUGGAAUGAGGCCCAUUGAUGUGAAGGAGACCAACCAGGAGGAAGACAUGCAACAAGAAGAAAUUAAAGACUCAUUCUAUGAAAGCGAGUUACAGAAAGUGGACAUUGAUCCUAAUCAAACAUGGAAAAUAGAGAAAAUAUUAAACUCCCGAGGAAAAGGACGAAAUAAACAACUCUACGUCAAAUGGAAAAGUUUCCCGCCUAAAUUUAAGAGUUGGAUAAAAGCUUCGGACUUCAAUUAA
Ruditapes philippinarum (Manila clam) is the source of this 461-nucleotide messenger RNA. RefSeq lists its product as uncharacterized. The transcript is spliced from 3 exons. The record is from RefSeq and is a predicted model, not a curated record. Gene Ontology annotation, molecular function: nucleic acid binding. Lineage: Eukaryota; Metazoa; Mollusca; Bivalvia; Venerida; Veneridae. The annotation marks the transcript as partial.